Messenger RNA from Penicillium arizonense, 1440 nucleotides. RefSeq lists its product as uncharacterized. The transcript is spliced from 2 exons. Bases 1 to 1440 code for a protein of 479 amino acids. Gene Ontology annotation, cellular component: plasma membrane; cellular bud neck. The record is from RefSeq and is a predicted model, not a curated record. Lineage: Eukaryota; Fungi; Ascomycota; Eurotiomycetes; Eurotiales; Aspergillaceae.
AUGAGUCCCGCAAAUGUCCCGCUAUGGGCCCGAAACACUGCCAGUGAGCUCGAAUCGGUGCCCUCAACAUUCUCUAGCUGGGACAAAUGCAUGGCCAAGUCCUAUUGCAAGUGGCCCGUUAUCGCCGGUAUCAUUGUCGGAUCCGUGAUCCUACUCGCCGUAUUAGCAUGUGUGGUCAAUUGCCUAUGCUGUGGCUACCAAUGCUGCAAGUGCUGCUGUAGCUGUUGCUGCCCAUCCGGCCGGCGUAGAAACAAGCAACCGAAGCAACCAAAGCACUUCGAUGACCCUCCAUUCCACCAGCCUCCGCCGCCUGACGCGAACCCAAUCUAUCAAGCGUCUCCUGCUCCGCCCUCGUACCGCGGUGCGCAACAGACUGCGCGCUUUGAUACGCCCAAGUCUCCUGCUGCCACGGUCGCUACGGCUAAUGAUGAUGCUUUGCCCGAGAUGCCUACUUGGGCUGGUGCCGUCAACAAGCAUGUCGAAGACCCGAAUCACCAUGAUGACGUUGAAAUGGAGCCCUUGAAUCCUCCGGACAGGAAGGGCGCUGGGACUCCCGGUGUUGCGUACUCUGAUUACUCUCCUAACCCAGCCAUGGCCGGUGGAGGGUACAGAGGCUUUGGACCUACCGAUCCCUAUGCGCGACGCUCCCCCGGCCCAGCGGCCGCAUUGGCUGCUAGUCAGGAUCCAUAUGGGCGUCGUUCUCCAGGUGUGACAUCCCCCGGUGGACCUAUGGAUCCCUACGCCAGAAGAUCCCCCGGUCCAGCAGCACUCUCUGCCACUCAAGAUCCAUAUGGCCGCCGCUCACCAGGCCCAGCCGCAGCAUUGGCCGCCACGCAAGACCCUUACGGACGACGUUCCCCAGGCGUAACAUCCCCAGCAGCUGCCGCCGCGGUCGAUCCCUACGCAAGACGAUCCCCAGGCCCAGGAGCAGCAUACGCAGCCGCACAAGACCCCUACAACCGCCGCUCCCCAGGCCUGACCUCGCCCGUAGGUGCCCCAGUCCACAACCCCUACGACCAAUCCUACGACGACCACUCCACCUACGGUAGCCAAUACCACGCUGUCACAUCCCCCUCCCCAGUGGCUGCCUACAAACCCCACACCACCUACAGCCCCGUCCCAAUGUCCUUCACUCCAUCCUCGGAACAGGACCACGGCGCAGGCGCCGCCCCCACUCCUGGCUUUACCCGCCAGCCCUCGUUCGGCUCGAGCCAGUAUCCUCCUACUUAUACCUCCCAGCCUGCGUCUGCGUAUAGGGCUUUCUCUCCUACGUCGCCGGCUUCCCCGCCGCCUCCUUUCCCUGCUCCUUCGCCUUCCGAGUAUACCACUUAUAACCCCCAUGCCAUGUCUUCACAACCGGCGGCUCCUGAGCCGGAUACUAUGAGACCUCCUAGUUUGUUGCAGAGUGGGCCUAAGCCUAAUGCUGCGCAUAACUUCUGA